UGUUAGCAAUACACAUAAAAGUCAAUUUGAAACCAAAAACUGAAAAACCCUAUCAAUUCAUUCUGCCCGCCGCCUCCCUCUACAGUGAUCACACACUCUCCACUACCCUUCUCCCGCCGCCGCCGUUCCCCGUUCUGUCCCCCGGAAACCGUCCAUCCACACCGGCGCGGCGGCGAGCUUCGUCGAGUCCUUGCAGCGACCGCUCACCACUUCCCCAGUUCGGCGCCGGCCCGCCCCGCCUUCGGCCCCUUCCCCCUUUUCAAGUCGCAACGCCGGCUCUCCUCCCUUCUACGGUCGACAGAAGCAACUCCAGCAGCAGAAAGCAGAUAGUUAUGGCGGAGAAGAAACGGCUAAUAGCGUUAGGGUUUGAAGGCUCCGCCAACAAAAUUGCUGUUGGUGUUGUGACGCUGGACGGUUGCAUUUUGUCGAAUCCUCGUCAUACAUACAUCACACCGCCUGGGCAAGGUUUUCUCCCCCGCGAAACCGCCCAACACCAUCUCCAGCACGUGCUGCCGCUUCUCAAACAGGCGCUGACUGAGGCCAACAUUACAGUGGAGGAUGUCGACUGCCUUUGCUAUACCAAGGGCCCGGGAAUGGGUGCCCCUCUCCAAGUAUCAGCUAUAGUCAUUCGCAUCUUAUCACAACUUUGGAAGAAACCAAUAGUUGCAGUCAAUCACUGUGUAGCACAUAUUGAGAUGGGGAGGAUAGUGACUGGGGCAGAUGAUCCGGUUGUGUUGUAUGUGAGUGGAGGAAAUACUCAGGUCAUUGCCUAUAGCGAGGGCAGGUAUCGUAUCUUUGGGGAGACAAUAGAUAUUGCAGUUGGAAAUUGCUUGGACAGAUUUGCUAGGGUUCUUAAUCUGUCGAAUGACCCCAGUCCUGGCUACAACAUCGAGCAGCUUGCUAAGAAGGGAGAAAAGUUUAUAGAGCUUCCUUAUGUUGUGAAAGGAAUGGAUGUUUCUUUUAGUGGGAUAUUGAGCUAUAUUGAAGCAACAGCAGAAGAGAAACUUAAAAAUGAUGAGUGCACCCCUGCAGACUUGUGUUAUUCCCUGCAGGAAACUCUGUUUGCAAUGCUUGUGGAGAUCACAGAGCGGGCAAUGGCACAUUGUGAUACGAAGGACGUGCUAAUUGUUGGUGGUGUGGGAUGCAAUGAACGGUUGCAGGAAAUGAUGCGUGUUAUGUGUAGCGAAAGGGGAGGGAAGUUAUUUGCAACUGAUGAUCGAUACUGCAUUGACAACGGGGCGAUGAUUGCCUACACAGGGCUCCUUGCAUACGCUCAAGGCCAGACAACUCCGUUACAAGAAUCUACGUUUACUCAGCGAUUCAGAACGGAUGAAGUAUUAGCAGUUUGGAGAGGGAAGGAAGAAUUUAAAUUAAAUAGCAAUUGACAAGGUCAUCCACGUGUAUUAUUUGCUAUCAGGAUCUGUAUUAGGAUGUUGGAAAAAGAAUUACUCGAAGAUGUACUGAUUUAUACUGGGGAUUCUUUCUCUUUUCAUUUUUUUUUUGUCUAUUGAUCUUUGUAAUGGUUACUCUGUGCAACCGUGCAAGAAUGAUGACUCGAACUAAUUUCGAGUCCAAGGAUAGGCUUCUAAAGUUGAUGUUUUAUUA
This is a messenger RNA of Salvia miltiorrhiza (redroot sage), 1605 nucleotides long. RefSeq lists its product as uncharacterized. Gene Ontology annotation, cellular component: cytoplasm; EKC/KEOPS complex. Gene Ontology annotation, biological process: tRNA threonylcarbamoyladenosine modification. The transcript is spliced from 6 exons. Lineage: Eukaryota; Viridiplantae; Streptophyta; Magnoliopsida; Lamiales; Lamiaceae. Bases 333 to 1385 code for a protein of 350 amino acids. The record is from RefSeq and is a predicted model, not a curated record.